AUGGAGAGUGAGGGAUAUGGAGCAAGGGUACACCGGGUAGAGAAAGAGGGGAAGACGGGAACAAAGGCGAGUCAGGACCAUCGAGGGAACUGUGGAAUGGACAAGAUUGCAAUCCAAACAAGAGGCGUUAAGGGAUUUAGUCAUCAAAAGGAGGAAGAUAUCCUAGAAGUUCAUACCGAAGAUCCGGGGGAUGACAAUCCGUUUUCAACAGUUCGCUUAAGUGAUAGGGAAAAGUCUUCUGCUUUAUCUACGACUUCACCAACACACUCACCCACAUCAACACUCUCACCCACAUCAACACCGCCAUCAACAUUCUCAGCCCCAACAACACUCUCACCCACAUCAACACUCUCACCCACAUCAACACCGCCAUCGACAUUCUCAGCCCCAUUAACACUCUCACCCACAUCAACACCGCCAUCAACAUUCUCAGCCCCAUCAACACUCUCGCCCCAUCAACACUCUCAUCCCAUCAACACUCUCACCCUAUUAGCACUCUCACCCCAUCAAUACUCUCACCCCUAUCAACACUCUCAACCCAUCAACACUCUCACCUCCAUCAACACUCUCACCCCCAUCAACACUCUCAACCCAUCAACACUCUCACCUCCAUCAACACUCUCACCUCCAUCAACACUCUCACCCCCAUCAACACUCUCAACCCCAUCAACACUCUCACCUUCAUCAACACUCUCACAACUAUCAACACUCUCAACCCAUCAAUACUCUCAACCCCAUCAAUACUCUCACUCCCAUCAACACUCUCACCCCAAUCAACACUCUCACCCCAUCAACACCCUCAUCAACACUAUCACCCCCAUCAACACUCUCACCCCCAUCAACACUCUCAACCCCAUCAACACUCUCACCCACGUCAACAUCGCCAUCAACUUUCUCAGCCCCAUCAACACUCUCACCCCAUCAACAUUCUCACCCACAUCAACACCGCCAUCAACAUUCUCAGCCCCAUCAACACUCUCACCCCAUCAACAUACCACAUCAACACCGCCAUCAACAUUCUCAGCCCUAUCAACACUCUCACCCACAUGAACACUCUCACCCACAUCAACACCGCCAUCAACAUUCUCAGUCCCAUCAACACUCUCACCCCAUCAACAUUCUCAUCCCAUCAACACUCUCACCCUAUUAGCACUCUCACCCCAUCAAUACUCUCACCCCUAUCAACACUCUACUCUCAACCCCAUCAAUACUCUCACUCCCAUCAACGCUCUCACCCCAAUCAGCACUCUCACCCCCAUCAACACCCCCAUCAACACUAUCACCCCCAUCAACACUCUCAACCCCAUCAACACUCUCAACCCCAUCAACACUCUCACCCACAUCAACACCGCCAUCAACACUCUCACCCCAUCAACAUUCUCACCCACAUCAACAUCGCCAUCAACAUUCUCAGCCCCAUCAACACUCUCACCCCUUUUCAGCACUCUCACCCCCAUUAACACUUUCACCCCAUCAACACUCUCACCCCAUCAACACUUUCACCCCCAUCAACACUCUCACCCCCAUCAGCACUCUCACCCCCAUCAACACUCUCACCCCCAUCAACACUCUCGCCCCAUCACCACUUUCACCCCCAUCAACACUCUCACUCCCAUCAAUACUCUCACCCCCAUCAACACUUUCACCCCAUCAACACUCCCAUCAACACCCCCAUCACACCCCCAUCAAUACUCUCACCCCAUCAACACUUUCACUACAUCAACACUCUCACCCCUAUCAUCAUCCCACCAACACCCCAUCCCCAUCAACACCAAACCAGUACCCGCAUCACAACCGCCAUCCCCUAUUAAAUCUGGGUCAAUCUCAAUGCAAGUGAUGUCACAUUCGCAACAGUAG
Messenger RNA from Ylistrum balloti, 1857 nucleotides. Its product is annotated as mucin-2-like. The record is from RefSeq and is a predicted model, not a curated record. Lineage: Eukaryota; Metazoa; Mollusca; Bivalvia; Pectinida; Pectinidae. The transcript has 3 exons.